Saccoglossus kowalevskii is the source of this 932-nucleotide messenger RNA. Its product is annotated as large ribosomal subunit protein mL46-like. Gene Ontology annotation, molecular function: structural constituent of ribosome. Lineage: Eukaryota; Metazoa; Hemichordata; Enteropneusta; Harrimaniidae. Gene Ontology annotation, cellular component: mitochondrial large ribosomal subunit. The record is from RefSeq and is a predicted model, not a curated record.
GUCAAUUCUUCUAGAACAUGUGGAAAUCCGUGAGACCGCUUGGAAUUUCAGCUAUAAGAGUUUUUUGCAGACGCUCACAACCAUGCAUCUGUAAGCACCAACAAAGUAGCAUCCACUCAGCUGAACAGGAACAGAAACAGCCAUGGCAUCUGCUAAGUGCUGUGUGUCUGGAACGAUAUCCAGUAAUAACACAAAAAUUAAAUGAAAUUGAAACACGAUAUCAGACUGUAAUGGACCAAAUAGAAUUUGAAAAGAGUGUUUUAGCUGACCAUGAAGUACAGUUACGAGAAGACAGUGAAAGAUUGGCACGAAUGCAGAGUGCAGAAUACGAUGAGGAUGAAGAAGAAGGUGAAGCUAGAGUGAUAACAGCUGCUGAUUUAGAAGAUUUAGGAACUGAAGAACUCAGCCAUUUUACACCAGCUAGUAAAACUACAGAAAGUGAUGAAAAAAAUGAUUUGAAAUCAUUGGAAAGAAAAUUAUCAGAAAAGUUGUAUCUUUUGGUCAAGUGUAAACUUGGCAAAAACUCUGUAUGGCUUUUACCACAAGGGAGAAGAGAAGAUGGUGAAUCAAUGAGAGAGACAGCUGAAAGGGUCCUUGCAUCACACUGUGGUGAUAUAAUCAAAGCACAGUUUUCUGGUAAUGCUCCUUGUGGAUUUUAUAAAUAUAAAUUUCCUACAGAAUCCAGAUCUGAUGAGGCUGUUGGAGCAAAGGUAUUUUUCUACAAAGCCAGACUACUCGAUGGCAACGUAUUAGAUGCCAAUGAUGUAACAGAAGACUAUGUAUGGGUAUCAAGCAAAGAACUUCCACACUAUCUCAAGCCAAGUUAUAUGAAAUCGAUAGAGCAAUUUUUGAUAGAAUAACUUAUCAACUUCAUUUUUUUUCUCUUCUGUAUAUUAUUUUAAGUUUAAUAAUAAAAACACAAUGAAAACUGU